Messenger RNA from Bacidia gigantensis, 1743 nucleotides. RefSeq lists its product as uncharacterized. Gene Ontology annotation, molecular function: magnesium ion binding; cobalt ion binding; cobalt ion transmembrane transporter activity. The record is from RefSeq and is a predicted model, not a curated record. Bases 1 to 1743 code for a protein of 580 amino acids. The transcript is spliced from 3 exons. NCBI's taxonomy places the organism in Eukaryota, Fungi, Ascomycota, Lecanoromycetes, Lecanorales, Ramalinaceae.
AUGACGCUCUUUACGUCUUCGAAGUUCAAGGACCUUGACCAGCAGGCUGCCUACGAAGAAUGCUAUAAGGCGUUGUACAAUCAUAAGACGCAAAAUUUUGUGAUUGAAUUCGAUGAUGAGAAUGCAAAUGUUGCAAUAGAUCUUGACGCGAAUUCACUUGGCGACUUCCUAAAUUUCAAGCGUCCAAAUGCUUCAACCACACGAUGGAUCAACAUAUUCUCCCCCGAAAAGCAGGCGGAGCACAUCGCACGGAUUGCUAUCAAAUAUGGCUUGUCACCACGACUCCACGGCAUCAUUAAGUCAAAGCAUUUCACGCCAAAGCGGAGCGCUGUGGACGGUCCAUCUGUUCCACGACCAAGUUGGAGCGCACGAAGUCCACUCAACACCAAGCUUUUCUUUUCUGGUGUCGUCGACCCAGAGAAGGCGAGUGACCAAUCUCUGGAGUCACUCGAUCCACCAGCUCUUGACGUAAACCACUAUACCAUCGUGGACCAAGUCUGGCAUUUUUGCUCCAUUGAUUGGAGUCAAGAAGCACUAUGCAUUGGCUUUAAUUCACUCCCGAAUUUGUCGGUCAACAAAUCCGCCGAUCUCUACAAAGACCCAUCGAGAAACAAGUUCAAGAGGAAGUUGCGAGAUAGCCAGCAAGCUAAUACCCUGGGAGACAACAGAAACAGUAAGCCAGGUGGUCAUCGGGUCUGGACUUGGCUGCUCCUCUGCGGUGAUGAUACGGUCAUCUCAAUUCAUGAAGACCCAUUUCCAUCGCAUGAGCAGGGUCUCUCCCCAGAAGAUGAAAAGACACUCAAAGUUGUGAGGAGGAAUCUGUGUAAUGUCUUCAAGCAAUUGUCAAGGCUUAACGAGAACAAGCGUAGGGAGCGUCCGAUCGAAACGCUCGACAUCCGGCCGGGCCUACUCACUUUCGAGGGAUCUUCAGUCACUAUCGCGGACUCCGCCGGUUUACUUUUUCAUUACCUGUUUGACGACUGGUAUACCACUUACGCCCUGGUUGCAAGGCAGGGAGACCAGUAUGCCAAUGUUUUGGACAUCUUGGUAAAAGGCUAUGUUGUCGCUCGCACAAAAAUGUUCAAUCGGGCUCAGCUAGAAAGGGUGGAGCAGCUUCAUCAGACUGGCCGCCAGCUUGCAGUGUUGAAACGGAUGUAUCAAAGCUAUGUACUCAUCAUCGACCAGAUUUUGAACCGGCAAGGGCGUUCAAAGCUGCAGCAGGCACCUGAUGGUACCGGACAAGGAGGAGGACAGAUGGUUGAGCAAGACAAUGAAGCCUUCAAGGCCCCAUUAACGCCUAAAGCUGCUGUCAAAUUCGAAAGGCUGAGAGACAGAAUCAAGCUGUAUGCAUUGAGCGAGAUUGAAGAAUGUCUGCAGGAGAAAGAGACAUUGACCUUCUUAAACUUCAACUUGAUUACCAUGCGACAGUCAGAAGCAGUUGAAAAGUUGACGCGGAUUACAAUCUUGCUCGCCAAAGUGACGAUCUUGUUCAUGCCGGUCAGUCUCAUGACAGGGUAUUUCUCCGUCCAGAUUGAGGACCUCACGGGUGUGUACACGGCCAGGACAUACUGGGUCUGCUUCGCGGUGAUCAUGUCACUUUCAUUCUUCUUUCUGUUGGUGUUCGGAGUGAUCAGCCAUACAUUGGAGGGCGGCAUGAUCUACAAGUCGAUCACGAAAGCGACCCUAGACAUCGCUCGAGCGCCAUCGACACUGUUGAGAGGACAGAAGCAGCAUAAUGGAUGA